UGAAGGGAGGCCCCGCCUCGGUCUCCAUGGUGACACAGAAGGCGGGAGAUUUGCCCGGCCGGUCAGUCGUACGAUGUGGGAGUCGUACCGUGCGGUGGGGUCCGGUUUGGGCCGGGAGGAGAACUUUCUGUCCCUGGAAGAUGUUCUCAUGUCUCAGGAGAAGCUGCCGUGCCGGCUGGAGAGCGGCCUGGCCCGCCUGGGCUUCCUGGACAAAGGAGGGGACACGGAGAACAUCCCUGAGGGCAGUAAGAUGGAGCUCCCACUGUGGCUGGUGAAGGGGCUGUAUGAUAACAAGCGACGAAUCAUCUCUGUGGAACUGCCGAAGAUCUACCGAGAAGGCUGGCGCACGGUGUUCAGUGCUGACGCCAAUGUGGUGGACCUCCACAAGAUGGCGCCACAUUACUACAGCUUUGGCUCACAGCUCCUCAACUUUGAUAGUCCGGAGAACACAGAGAUCGCACAGACCCUGCUACAGACUUUCAUCGGGCGCUUCCGCCGCAUCAUGGACUCCUCCCAGAACGCCUACAAUGAGGACACCUCCGGCCUGGUGGCCAGACUGGAUGAACUAGAGCGCUUGUUGUUUCGGGCUGGACAGGGGGGACUCAAUGCUUUUCAGAACUGGGAAAGGGGGCAGGCGUCUCAGAUCAGGGCCUCCAGCCUGGUGCAGAGUUACAAGAAGAGAAAGUUCCAUGAGACAGAUACAUGACGCCUCUCCUGAGCCUGCACUGCCUAUUCAUCAUUAAUGUCUUAUAUGAGCGAUGGACAAGAUUCUCUGAGUGAAUCAAUUUAAAUGCAAAGCCAAUUGCUGCAAGGGUUUCUGAUCUGCGUCUUUACAUUUCCUAAUUGUACAUAAAUAAAAUAUGAACACUGAGCAGGA
Rana temporaria (common frog) is the source of this 877-nucleotide messenger RNA. RefSeq names its product GINS complex subunit 3 (gene GINS3). The coding region runs from base 74 to 706 and encodes 210 amino acids. Gene Ontology annotation, biological process: mitotic DNA replication initiation. NCBI's taxonomy places the organism in Eukaryota, Metazoa, Chordata, Amphibia, Anura, Ranidae. The transcript has 3 exons. The record is from RefSeq and is a predicted model, not a curated record. Gene Ontology annotation, cellular component: GINS complex.